UCCCAAGCUAGAGAAAGAUUUCUUAGAGUUUUUCUUUUCUUUUCUUUUCUUUUCUUUUCUUUUCUUUUCUUUUUCAAUAAUUUACUGGAUGAGAAUUGAUUUGAAAUUCCCCGAAAUCAAGACAACCCAAGUCCUUUUCUUUUCAAAAAAAGAAAAAAGAAAAAAAAAAUAAAUCAGAGAAUACAUUGGUGAUAUAGUAAAGAAGAACCAGCUUUUUCCAUCAUUCAUGCAUGUAUAUAUAUUGAUUUGCUGCAGCAACUUUGUCUGGAAUAUCUUCUUCACUGGCCUACAUAUUGGCUUAUGUUUUAUUUGUUUAUUUUAUGACUUCUGUGGUCCCUCAGCUCUCUUGAUCUCUCCCUCUCCCUCUCCCUCUCCCUCUCCCUCUUCCUUUGUACAUCUUCCAACUUAUGUUACAAAUAUUUUAAAACAUAUAUACUUUAAACACCUCUCUCUCUCUCUGUGUGUGUGUGUAUAUAUUAUAUUGUCCAAGCUUUUUUUCUUGCCUACUUCCUUCACAGCCUGUCAAGCUUGAAUUAUUAAGACCAUGAUUAUAAUUUUUUAGAAACAGGUCUGCUUUGUUGUUUCUUUAAACAAAGAGAGAGAGAGAGUAAUUCUGGGCUGUCAAAGAAAGAGAGAUUCUUUGCUGGGUUGUUUAUACUAUAGACAUCUAUCUCCAUGUUCUUCACAAAUAUUUUGUACAACCUUCUUGGGUUGCUCCGUCCAUCUUUGCUCUUGAAAGAGAAUAUGAGUUGUUAUGGAAGCUCAUGAGGAAGUUGGCUUCUUGUUUUUUCUUCUGCUUUGGUUGAUAUCUGGUUUCUGGACAGAAUCUUGGCAUGUGUAAGGACAAAGAUGUUCAAUGAGCCUCGUCGGAGAGAUUGCCGAUCCGGCCACCUUUUCUUUCAGGGAUGGGAACUAAACUUCAAUAUGCCUUCAAUCUUCUAGAACCUUCACCAAGUAGCACUAAAUUCCUCAGUGUUCAUUGUGUGAAUGAACUGGACUAUUCACAAACAAGAGAGCUGAACCUUAGCUUCCAAAUUCCUGAACUGGACAAUCGUUACAGCUUGGUUUACCGCAAAAUGCCUGAAAAAUACAACUUAGGUUUCAUCAGAAAGACAAUACAGAUGCAUGAAGAUACCUUCAAACAUCAGGUAAGGGAACUUCACAGGCUGUACAGUGUACAGAAGAUGUUAAUGGAUGAAUUGAAGAAGGAAAUUAAACAGAAUAAAAAGUACUGGAGUUCAAGGGAAACUAGUUCUUUGUAUAGUUUGAAUUUCCAAGGUUUGAGAGAUGAUGAUCCAAGCCCAAGGGAAAGAAGUAGUAGCUGCUCAGGUGAGAUCAUGGGAAUGACUACAAAGGGAUUUGAUCUUGAGAGACCUGCUGCGGAAGAAGACAUAUCUCCUGCUAUUAGUACUGCCAUUGAUGACACUAGAGCUGCAGGCACUAGCUGUUUGAUCCCAAUGAAAAGGACUAAUAAAAUGAGCAUGAAUGGCUCGGACUACGAAAGUGAAGUGGAGCUAACAUUAAGCAUUGGAGGCAGUAGCACCAGCAGUAGCAUCAGCAGCAGCAAGAAGAUGAUCAUAUCAGCAAAUCAAGAAAUGGGAUUCGCUGAACACAUUCAUAAGCCUUUGAAGGAGCAUGAUUCUCCGGUAUCAAUUAAGUAUGACCGAGGAGAAGAUUGCAGUACUCCGACAACCCCCAUGAGCAGUUCUAGUGCAACAUUUAAUCAUGAAAGAAAACAGCCACAUUGGCUGUUCCAAGGUUUAAGCAUAAACAGGACUAGUUAAACUUUAAUUUCUGAUUUUUAUCAGAACUUCAUCAGAUCAAAUAUUCAUAAUUUAGUAGACAAAUUAAUCUGAUAAAUGGAUCAUUGAGGUGUACUUCACUACCUGUAUGAAUUGUUUGUCUUUCAAAUUUCAAAUUAAGCCAAAUUAAUCACUCAAUCAAAUGCUAGCAUUGUCUUGCUGGACCAAAGCUAAGUUGAAGAUGCUGAAAUCUCGAGUAGGCUUCCUGUUUUCGGCUGAGAGGCUUUUC
Manihot esculenta (cassava) is the source of this 2031-nucleotide messenger RNA. RefSeq lists its product as uncharacterized. The transcript is spliced from 3 exons. The coding region runs from base 906 to 1784 and encodes 292 amino acids. NCBI's taxonomy places the organism in Eukaryota, Viridiplantae, Streptophyta, Magnoliopsida, Malpighiales, Euphorbiaceae. The record is from RefSeq and is a predicted model, not a curated record.